AUGUAAAACUAAAAUAUUAAAUCUGUUACAUCGAGAUAGGAUGUAAAACCAAUAAAAGCAAAUAUUACAAGGUAAUUCUCAUGAAGUAUUAAAUUAGAGAAUAAUUUCAAACUCUAACCAAACUAUAUAACUUAGGGAGAUAAUAAAACAAUAAUGUUGAACGUGAUCGAAAUUAAUAAUAGCAAUAACCAUCUAACCAAUAAUAAUAAUAAACAAUUACGCCAAGAAAUAAUACACCUUAAUCUUGUAGAACUGCAUAAGAAGUAUUCAUUUAUAGUAAACAAAAAAAGAUGAAAUAUUUUUUGUAUUAAAAAAGUAAUCUGAAAGAGCAAGGAAAGAUGUAAAAUAAUUCAUAGGUAUUGCCUAAAACGAAAAAUAGUUUACAUCGCAACUUUUCUUAAUUAGAAAAGUCAGCAAGUGCUUUGCUUACACCUUUAAUCUAAACAACAACCACUCCGUAAUCAAAAUAGAAAAAAUAUAAUCUGAUGUCAAUUGAUCAAAGAUUCCCUUCAAACUAAUUCGCAUAAUAAAUUGCAUAACAAUUGAAAAAGAAGAAUGAAACCAAUAAGAAAGAAAAUUUAAAAGUGAGUUUGGAUGAUUUCAUCACCCAAGUGAGCAGACCAACCAAAACGCUCAUUUCCCCUUUUAAAUAGACAAAGUCUUUGUCUCCAUCAAGCAGAGUGUAAUCAGCUAAACCAAAAAGUAAUAAUCUUAAACUAAUAUAGAAUAAAUCUAUUAUGUUUCUUCCUUAGUUGAAGCAUUUAAGCAUUAGUAUCCUCAAACAUCUGAAUAAUAAUUAUUCAAGGAUCAUGCCGUUUAGACAUUCAAUUGUGUUGGUUUCUGCAUGAAUCUUUAAGAAUCAGAUCAAUAGAUCAUUCAAUCAAAAAUAUUAAAUUUACCACCAAAAUUGAAUUGCAAAUGUAAAAUUCUACUCAGAUAAUAUUAGAUUAAAAAACAGUAGUUUUUGAUCUUGAUGAAACAUUGAUUCAUUGUAAUGAAAACUAAUCAUUAAAGGCUGAUGUAUAUUUACCUAUAACAUUCCCUUCAGGGGAUACAGUCUAAGCAGGUAUUAAUAUUAGACCCUAUGCAAAAUGGAUUCUUCAAGAACUAAGUUAAAUAUGUGAGGUCGUAGUGUUCACUGCAUCUCAUCAAUGUUAUGCUAGUUAGGUGAUUUAAUACUUGGAUCCUAAAAAUUAACUACUUUCAGCGCAAUUAUUUAGAGACAAAUGUGUUUUAUCACCAGACGGAGUGCAUAUAAAGGAUUUGAAAAUAUUCAAUAGAGAUCUUAAAGACAUAGUAUUAGUUGACAAUGCUGCAUAUUCAUUUGGAGUUCAUCUAGAAAAUGGCAUUCCAAUAAUUCCAUAUUAUGAUAAUAAGGAUGAUAAAGAGUUGAAGACUUUAUAUGACUUUUUAGUUGAAUAGGUAUUGCCAGCACCUGAUUGCAGAUUGGUCUUGUAAUCAACAUUUAGAUUACGAGAAUUUUUAAAAUAUAAUGAACCAAAGUUAGCUAUUGAAAAACUAUUUUGA
Molecule: messenger RNA, 1527 nt
Organism: Paramecium octaurelia
Lineage: Eukaryota; Ciliophora; Oligohymenophorea; Peniculida; Parameciidae
Source: the annotation of a GenBank genome assembly